UGUGAGGAUGUGGGUAACUGAUAUAAAGUUAUAAAAUAACGUAAUAAAAUAUCAGAUAUAGUAGAUGCCACAGAAUCAAGCAAGGAGCUAAAAUCAAAUUGAAGAGGCACGAGGGGCAAAACAAUACUGCAGGACUCAAUAUACAAGACUGGAGACCUAUUAACUGAAGAAUGGCACAAGUUAAAUCCAGUCUCUCUAAAAAUGAACACCAGCUGCUUCUUUCUCUCUUUGACUCAGUAAGUUUCACCCUUCUGUACAAAGCCAGCGUCCAUGGAUACAAUGCUGCGAAUUUCCAUUACAAAUGUGACAAUCAAGGUCCCACCCUCACAGUAGGCUACAACAACUCUGGAUACAUAUUUGGGGGCUACACCUGUAUGAGCUACAGCCAGUCUGGUGGUUACAAAGCUGAUAAUUCAGCCUUCCUUUUCUACCUUAAAAACGAAGACAAAAAAAGUGAACCUGUGAGAAUUCCUGUUACAAAAGCUGAAAAUGCCAUCUAUGAUGUUAAUAACCGGGGUCCUGACUUUGGAACAGCUUUGCAGUUCCUAUAUAACAACAGCGCAGCAAUCUACAGUAAUCCAGGAAACACUUACACGUUUGAACCUUUGGAGUUUUGCGGAAAUGAUUUUAAACUCAGAGAAUGCGAAGUGUAUCGAGUGGAAUUAAUUGAAGAUUUAUUGGAGAAGCCAUGGAGGAGCAUUCAGUGGAAGGCUGAGAGGAAAAAAGAGUUGAUGAACCUCAUCAUGACAUACAAGCCGACUGUAACCUCAGUUUCCCAAGUCAGAGUUCUUCUUGUUGGUCCCAUUGGAGCUGGGAAGUCCAGUUUUUUCAAUUCAAUAAACUCUGUUUUUCGUGGCCAUGUAACUAGCCAAGCCAUUGCUGGCUGUGCAGUGACCAGUGUGACCAAACAGUUUCGGACUUAUUCAAUCAAGGCCGGCCGAGAAGGCAAGCAGUUGCCUAUUGUUUUGUGUGACACAAUGGGCUUGGAGGAAGUCAGUGGUGCUGGUGUAUGUGUGGAGGACAUCGCCAACAUCGCUAUGGGGAAUAUUCCUGACAGAUAUCAGUUCAAUCCAUCUGCUCCAAUACAUUCCAAGAUACCUGGAUGCAUAAAAUCUAAAACCAUAAAGGAUAAAAUCCACUGUGUUGCCUUUGUGAUUGAUGCCUGCAAGGUCAAGAUCAUGCCAUCAAAACUGGAAGAUAAACUGCUUGCUAUCCGUGAAAAGUUAAACUUGUUAGGUGUGCCACAGCUGGUUCUGCUGACCAAAGUGGAUGAGGCCUGUCCUUUGGUGGCUGAGGAUAUAAGAAAUGUGUAUCGCAGCAGAUUUACUGAAAGAAAGAUUCAAGAGGUGGGAGCUAGGCUUGGAGUUCCAGUCUCUUGCAUUGUUCCAAUACAAAAUUAUUCUAGAGAGCUGGAACUGGAUGACAACGUAAAUAUUCUGCUGCUCAGCGCCAUAAUUCAGAUGUUGCGGUUUGCAGAUAAUUAUUUUGAUGACAUCAGCUAUGAGGAGAUGAAUGAUAUGGAUACAGACUCCCUAUUAGAAAAUAACUUUUGUGAACUACGAAGCCGCAGCAUCACUGACUCCUUUGAGCUGAGAACUGGACGAAUUCCCAAAAGAGAGUUAAGCAUACAUGACAAGGCGAAAAGAAGCUGGACUGAAUGUACAGUGAUGUGACAGAGAACAAUAGGCUUUGUUUUACCUGUCUGUUCUUCAUGUAUAUGUAAUUAUUAAACAAAUAUUAAUUAGUGCCAGAUGAUCUAUGCAAAUCAUAAAAACUUUUGAAAACAUUAAAAUUACUUUGUGAGUGUUACUGUGAUCUAGACACUGACCUAAAAAUAAAUAUUGCUUCUCUAACCCUAAUAGUGGUUAAGAGGUGGAGUGGCUGAGAUAUAAAACAGAUCAACACCUAGAAGUCUUUAUGUUAUCCAAAGUAACAAAAAUCAGAAGGUGUCAUGAAAUCUCACAGUCGGAAAAAAAAUUUACUCCAACACCUAAGGCAUCUAUAAAUACGGUUAAAAACCAGAACUUCAACCUUUGAGGUAUUCCUUGAUUAAAGUAAAGAUCUUACUUAAAUGUAAUAACCUCCUUUCAGGCUCUCUGACAGAACUGACAAGAUAGUUGACUCUUCCUAAAAACAGCUUGAUGAAUCUCACAGAUACUAUUGAGCUAACAGAAGUACGGCAGACCUACGACUAAAAUAAGUCCCUUGACUUUUAUAUUGUGGUCCAGCUGGCUGCUCAGAAGAACAGAAAUGAGAAACACAACUCCCAGGUUUAUAAUCAAGUUAUGCUAAAAAAAAGUUAACAAACAUGAUUUGUUUUUCUUUUAAUAAUUUUACUUAUUAGAAUAUAACUAA
Polypterus senegalus (gray bichir) is the source of this 2355-nucleotide messenger RNA. Its product is annotated as interferon-induced protein 44-like. Gene Ontology annotation, molecular function: GTP binding. The record is from RefSeq and is a predicted model, not a curated record. Bases 171 to 1673 code for a protein of 500 amino acids. The transcript has 10 exons. Lineage: Eukaryota; Metazoa; Chordata; Cladistia; Polypteriformes; Polypteridae.